Molecule: messenger RNA, 3276 nt
Organism: Xylaria bambusicola
Lineage: Eukaryota; Fungi; Ascomycota; Sordariomycetes; Xylariales; Xylariaceae
Exons: 2
Coding region: 170-2767 (865 amino acids)
Source: RefSeq, a predicted model, not a curated record
AUCAUUGUCUUGCCGGUCUAGCUGCCAUCGCAAUUUCGUCGUCAUCGAUUUGCCGCUAUCAAUAUCAACAACCCCUGUCUCUCUCUCCUAUACAACCAAGAGGACCCCAGAGCAACCACAACACUGAGGAGUAUUUACCUAGUCAACACGCUUCUCGCCGUGCCUCAUCAUGGCCGGCCGCAUGCCCUGGAGUUCGGGGGGGCGUUCGCGCUAUGCUCGCCAUUCCAAGCUUCCCAUGUACGAGAAACCUCGCACGCCGAGCGGAGACCGCCUGAGCAACGAUUCUUACGACGACUCCGACUAUGACGAAUAUUCCAGUACAUCGUCGCCAGAAACAAGUAACUCAUUUCAUAGCUCCACCACUUCAUCCCUUGCUGUCCCCAUCUUGUCCAAGCGACGCCUAGCAGUCCCAAGAGCCUCGGGGCGACCAUACUUUUACCGUCUGCCGAACAGGGUCAUCCGAUACCUGUGUUUCGGUCUGGUGUCAUUCAUCAUUCUAAUGAUAUUAACACUGGCUCGGGCGAGCCACAAUGAGAACAAGGCUCUUGUCGAAGGCAAGAUAGAGAAGCCGCCGCCGCCCCCUCAUGUGUGGGAAUCUUAUCCUUUACUCCUGAGAUAUUAUGGUGGAAUAAGAAAUCUGAUUCCAGCUGCCCAAAACAAACCAGAAUAUCCACGCGCUGAAGAUGAGGUGCCCCUGGAUAAGCUGGCGUUCGUCCCGGGCGACCAGAACUCUGAGGAUGCUGAAUCCCAGAGACGGGCCAUGGCCUCGAGCAAAGAAUUUCUCGCUCACCCUCAGAGUGUUUUCAAAACCACACCUGAAACCAUGAAUGAAUGCUUUCUAGAUAUGGAACGGAAAAUAAGGGUGCCGCCAAUCCGCUAUUACGAUGGGGUGCCUAGUGGCUUUCCAGAUGCUGCCCUAGGCUCUCAUGAGCUUUUUGACUUUCCUAAAGAAAUAUGUUUCGAGCGCUAUGGGAGAUACGGGCCUUACGGUCUCGGCUACUCUGCCAGAUCUGGCGGUCUUGGCGCUGGAGAGCACGGUGAUACGGAGGGCUUCGAGUCUACAUGGGAAAAAGUGCCUCGGGUUGAUUGGAAGUCAAUGAACUGGGCUGAGAUUCAACGACAAUGUUAUCAAGCAAAUUCUGCUCGCUACAAACCUCUACCACCAAGACAACCCAUGCCACAUGGCUUCUUCAUCGAUGAGAACAAGAUUCGGAAGGGCCUCAGUGCUCGCGACAUCACACUCGACGAAUCCUCGCUUCCUGAGACCGUAAAUAUCCAAACCAGCAAGCCUACGGGGGAGCCUCACAUAAAGGACAAGCCCAGCAGUACUAAGGAUAAUGCUCCGGCUCUGCCUAGGACAGCUAUUGUUGUACGGUGCUGGGACGAGUUUCUAUGGAGAGAAGAGGAUGUCAUGAAUAUGCGCUCCCUAAUAACUGAAAUGGUAUUAGCUUCAGGUGGUCGCUAUGAUGUGCACCUACUGGUUCAGGUCAGGAAUGAUGCAGCUCAUCCGAUUUGGGCCGAUUCGGAUACCUAUCGCCGUAGAAUCGAGGAAGCCAUACCUGCAGAAUUCCGGGGGAUAGUCACACUGUGGACAGAGACUCAGAUGCUGGCCCUCUACCAAGGUAUAUAUGACCUUUGGACCAAGGGGCCAGGACUACCUGUACAUGGUGUCUACCGCGGCUUGCAGAUGGCCAUGCAAUACUUCGCCUAUCAGCACCCCGAAUAUGAUUAUUAUUGGCAAUGGGAAAUGGACAUCCGUUACACCGGUCACUACUACGACUUGUUCUCGAAGAUGGAAAGAUGGGCAAAAGAGCAGCCACGAAAGGGACUCUGGGAACGAAAUGCCCGAUUCUAUGUGCCCUCUGUACACGGGUCAUGGGAGGACUUCAAGCAAAUGGCUAGGGUGCAGAGCGAAAUGGGAGUCAAGGGGUCUGACAACGUAUGGGACGGUGUCCCUGGUACAGAAAAAGACCAACAACAGAACCGUGGUGACAAGCUCAUUUGGGGUCCAGAGCGACCCAAAGACCCAAAAGAUUGGCUUGAUCCCGACAAUGAUCCCACGCCACCAACUAGCUACGAAAAAGACAAGUACGUUUGGGGAGUGGGUGAGGAGGCAGACUACAUCACCCUGAACCCGUUGUUCGAUCCUGAACACACCUCUUGGGCUCUCGCAGACGACAUUACUGGCUAUAAUGAGGGCGAUGGGAAUGGCAAGCCGCCACGUCGUGUCCACAUAGUUGCGGCCUCGCGCAUGUCACGUCGUCUCCUGCUAGCAAUGCACAAAGAAACUGCUUUCUUGAAGCAUCAUGCCUUCCCUGAAAUGUGGGCAGGAACUGUUGCCUUGCAGCAUGGGUUCAAGGCUGUGUUCGUACCGCACCCACUUUAUGUUGACCGCGAGUGGCCAACUGAAUAUUUAGCGCAAACUCUCAAUAAUGGCAAGAAUGGCGCCAGCGGCGGUUCUCGUUCUUCGGUCUUUGGCGACCGCGAACAUAACCUGGAAGGAUUGACCUGGUUCUAUCGCUCCGCGUUGUCGCCCAAUCUCUACAAUAGAUGGCUUGGUCUCUCGGUCAAUAACGUUGGCGGCGAGGAAUUCGAGCUGAUUGUUGACGAGAGCAAGAAUGGGACUAGCAUAGAAGAGAUGCGCGGUGGCGAAGGUCGUAUGUGUCUACCACCUAUGCUGAUCCAUCCGGUGAAAGACGUAGAGCUUCCCGUCGAGGAGCAGCAGUUGCCAGAGGUUGAGAUCCCAGAGUCUGAUCCGGCCGCCUAGCAGGAAUGAACCUAAACGUAACUGGUUUACAUUACAUAGCAUUAAUGGUUCCUAAUUUGGGUCUCACUCGGCGUCGCGGAUACAUAUAUGCCAUGGUCAGGCACAUGAGGCGUUGGCGGGUGUGAUUAGGCGCUCGGGAUACCUCUUUUUGCUUAUUCUUUCUUUAUCCCUCUCUCUCUCUCUCACACACACAUUCACGUACUUUCUCGUGGAAUUAUGAACUCAUAAUCACCGAUGAGCAAAGGGACGGUGGCGGGGUUCAUGAUAUCUGGAUACCCGUGAAUACGGAUGCCGUGCGAAUGAUUAAUCAUAGAUUUUGUGUAUCUAUGUUAGCACAAAGAGAAGUACCCUGGGCUUCCUUUGCGCUUUUCCGAAUGAAUAUGUAUAUACUUGUUAUAUCAUGGUGAUCUGCGAUCAAUAGAUCAAUGAUCAUUUGUAUAAAAUACGAUAGCAUGGUACCGUGUAGUUGGUUUGGGGCUUAUCAGUUGAUAGAGUGGGAUAUACCCUCA